CCCAGUAUCCCACUUCCUCCUCCCCCCCUCCCCAAUAGCCUAUUCGUUCGCUCCGCCACCGCCGCUGCGCUGCCGUCUCACCGCCGCUCGUAUUGCUCCCCGCGAGACCCCCACCACAAGCAAUGCAGCCUAGUCCCGGCUUGUCUCAGGCGGCGCCGCUGCCGCCGGCGGUCGCGGCGGAGCUUGCGCGGCUCGAGCGGAGGCUGAGGCAGGUCGCCGAAGAACCGGCGCUCCGCGAGCUCGGGGCGCUCGGGGAAGCACCCGCAGUUCGCGUCCUGCGGAGGAUCGGGAGCUCCCAGCGGGAGGUGAGGACGCUCACCGGCUAUAUCAUCACGCUUGCCAGGCAGGAGGCGUUCGCACUCAACGCGCAGGCCGUCCCCACCACCGAGAGCGCCGCCUGCAGCUCCUCCUCUCCUUGCCUCAGAGAUGAAUCUGUACAUGGGCUGCAGUAUCACAACGACGUCCAAAUGGAAGAAAUUACUUCGGACCUCGCAAACCAUUGUAUGGUGAUGGACGAGAGUCAAGGUCAGGAGGGAUCUCCGGUGAUGAUGGCAGUUGACAACCCAUCUGAUUGCAUCUCCCAAAGGGAUUUGAACCAUGAUUGCAUUGAAGUUGAUAAUGUUGUCCCAGGAAUGGCUUCUCAGGCAAACCAGAUGCUUACGCAUUAUGGUGACAGCAUCCAAAAAUUGAUUUCUAUUGUACCUCAUGGUGUUAUCAUGCUGGCUGAAAGUCUUGGAAAUGGCAGAGCAUCUGAGAUGUGGAACCAUCUUCAGACUGGUAGCCCCAAGCACGAGAUGGUUCCUACACAUCCAAGAAGUGAAUCUGCCUCAAGCCACUUGCAGCAUGUUUUAACAUGUCUUCAGAGAGGUGGACCCUUAGGAACUCAUUUGGGCCCAGAGUGUGCAAUAAUGCUGCCAAAACCGGUGCCGAAUGUUGUCGCACGAAAAGCAUUCAGGGAGACAGCCAUCCCUCAAAUAACAGUAAAUGAAUUAAGGAAGACGGCAAGCCCGCAGAUGUGCGCGCUGGAGGAUUUGGAGUUCAUCAGGAGUUUUUUGAUACUCUCUUAUCUCUGUCAGAAUAAAAUGGAAGAUGAAACUGUAUUAACCGUGGACUAUAUUAAAUCAUUGAAGCUCCUGUCCAUUGCUCAUUUUGAGUCGGAAAUUUGGAGCAGCUUUGGUCGGAAGAAUUUUCAGGCAUCCAAUAGACCUGCAUCAGAUAGGCCAAAGAAUCUUGAUUCGGAUCCAAGUAAAACAAAAGUAUACCGUUGUGAGAUUGAGAUAAGAGGGGAUUCCAUAUUCCUUGUUUUGAAGGGACCAUAUAUGGAUAAUAAGAGGACUCACCUUCAAAAAGUUCUUGGUGAUGAUAAUGUUCUUGUAGUAAAGUUUAUGGUUCCUUCAGACAAUAACGCUGAUUUCUACCGCCAACAGUACCAUAAGAUUGUUGAAGAUGGUAUUGUUUUGGGUCUGCGGCUAUAUCGUUUUUUCGCUUACAAGGAUGGAAAAAAAGGGAAGAAAAAUAAAGACGAUGAACAAGGUGAAAUCAAGAAAUGCACUUCACCUGAUAGCUACUACUUUGUUUGCACUGACUCGGAGGAUGAGAGUUAUAUUCUGUCCCACAAAACUGUUGAUCAGUGUCGCAAACUGUUCAUGCAUAUCCAUACCGCUCCCACUUUGGGAAAUUAUAUGAAAAGGUUUUCUUUGAUACUAUCCAAAACUGAAACACUGGACGUUGAUUUAUCAACAGUUCAUGUUAUACUGAUUGAUGAUGAACCCUGCCGGGACGAACAUGGGAAAAUUGAUACUACAGAUGGGAAGAUCCACACUGAUGGUACUGGUUUCAUAUCUGAAAAUUUGGCUAAGAAAUGCCCAAACAGAAUUAUCAAGGGAAAGAAGUCAAAAGAUUAUAUGCAUCGAGGUGAAACAAUGCCUCUUCUCAUGCAGGUCCGUCUUUUUUAUAAUGGAUAUGCUGUAAAAGGAACUCUGCUAGUUGACAAAAGGCUUCAAGAUAAUGCUAUUGUUGUCCGACCAUCAAUGGUAAAAGUAAAAGCUGAUCCAAAGUUGUCCGGGAUGCAGUCUCUCAGUUCCUUGGAAAUAGUUUCCACAAGCCAUCAAUCUGGUAGGACAUCAACAUCAAGGUCCUUGAUUUCACUGCUUCGCUGUGCUGGUGUUGAGGCGGAAUAUUUUAUGGAACUUCUACAUAAUGCAAUUGAAGGGGUUGCAAAUGCUCGUUAUGAUUUCAGACAUGCACUAAAGCUUGCAUCUAGAUAUGCUAAUAUGGAGGAUUCAAUGUUGGAACUAAUGAUUCAUUCCGGAAUUCCAUUAGAAGAGCCACACUUGCUAUCUAGGCUUAAUUUCAUAGCCAAACAGGAAAUGAAAGGAUUCAGAGAAGGAAAGCUACCUAUUGAAGAAUGCUAUAAUUUGAUGGGUUCAACAGAUCCUACAGGAACGUUGAAACCAAAUGAAGUUUGCGUGAUACUUGACAGUGGCCAAUACUCUGGAGAUGUGCUUGUGUUUAAAUAUCCUGGCCUCCAUUUUGGUGAUAUACACGCCUUAACUGCAAAACAAAUUAGUGGACUGGAGAAGAAUUUUGUUGGGUAUUCAAAAAAUGCAAUACUUUUUCCUAUUUCUGGGAAACGAUCAUUGGCUGAUGAGAUGGCCAACAGUGAUUUUGAUGGUGAUGAGUACUGGAUCUCAAGAAAUCACAUGUUACUAAAGGGCUUCAAGAAGCAAAGUGAACCUUGGGUUCCACUAUUCAAACCUGAGGAGACCCAGCAGAGGCCUAAGGGACCCUUGGAUUUUAAUGGAUCAGUUCUUGAAAGAUUACUAUUUAAUGAAUGCUUGACAGCUACGUUUAUACCCAAUUAUGCACUUGGUAUAUCGUCUGAUUGUUGGUUAGCAUAUAUGGAUCGGUUCAUAACAGAAGAAGUUGAUGAAGGCGAAAAGGAAUCAAUUGCGAAGAAGAUGAUUAAAUUAGUUAACCUUUAUUAUUGGGCUCUAGAUGGUAACAAGGUAAAAGUUGAUCGUGAUCUGAGGGUAGAAGCAUAUCCGCACUUCAUGGAGAAAAAAGGAUUUAAAUCUUACCAUUCAACAUCUAUACUAGGCAGAAUCUAUGAUGAGACUGAGAAAGCAAUAUCGCAACAAUCUGAGAAUGACAAACAAAUUCAGAUAACGAUGCUGCCAUGCUUCACUGAGGUGGAGGCAACCCCAAAAUGCGAAUCCUUAUGGGAGGACCGCUACCAAGAGUACUUGAGAAAGAGUAGGGAACUUAUUAAUCUGGAUAAAGAAGAAAAGGACGAUGAGUUUCAAAAACUCUACCAGUACUAUAAACGUUUGCUCUAUUGUGCUGAUGAAUUCGAAGAAACCCAGCGGGACCACUUCGAGGUGUUCAUGGAGGCCUGUGCAAUCUACCGGAUCGUCUACGAGCGCGCAAGGACUACCAAGAGCAUCGGCAAGUGCCGCUUCGUGUGGACAGUCGCCGGAGCUGCGCUGUGCCAUCUCCACGCAAAGAAGUACGCGAUGCAGCGUGGGGAAAAAGCCGCACUCUGCCCGAUUUCUGUUAUCCGCCAACUUUACUGAAGGGACCGAGUGACUGGCUGUGAAUUGGACUGCUACCCUGUUUGUACAAAUAAGGAUCAGUUGUAGGAGCCGAUGUGACGCAUGGACGUCUGAAUUUGGUUUUUGGUAAGCUACGUGAAGGGUUUCAGAAGUGUAUGGCGUAUCUGCACCCAGCAGUAAUAGUGUAUUGUAUUGUUAUGCGCUUGUAGUGCUUGUAGCGGUAACUGUUGUAUUGGGGAAGGAGGCAGAAGCCCAGGACGAUGGAGACAUAAACCUGGCGCUUUGAGGCUCAUACAUGGAACAUCGAAACGCAGGGAGCUUUUGGUACA
This is a messenger RNA of Panicum virgatum (switchgrass), 3883 nucleotides long. Its product is annotated as probable RNA-dependent RNA polymerase 3. Gene Ontology annotation, biological process: siRNA processing. The coding region runs from base 123 to 3575 and encodes 1150 amino acids. The transcript has 19 exons. Gene Ontology annotation, molecular function: RNA-directed RNA polymerase activity. The record is from RefSeq and is a predicted model, not a curated record. Lineage: Eukaryota; Viridiplantae; Streptophyta; Magnoliopsida; Poales; Poaceae. Gene Ontology annotation, cellular component: nuclear RNA-directed RNA polymerase complex.